Aethina tumida (small hive beetle) is the source of this 785-nucleotide messenger RNA. RefSeq names its product ras-related protein Rab-33B-like. The transcript is spliced from 3 exons. The record is from RefSeq and is a predicted model, not a curated record. The coding region runs from base 85 to 720 and encodes 211 amino acids. Gene Ontology annotation, molecular function: GTP binding; GTPase activity. Lineage: Eukaryota; Metazoa; Arthropoda; Insecta; Coleoptera; Nitidulidae. Gene Ontology annotation, cellular component: Golgi apparatus; endosome.
UUUUGUCAUCAUUUGAUAAUGGUUCUGUCCUGUUGUUUAAUGUUUUUGUGUUUUUAAAAUUUUAAUUUAACACAUAAGAAUAAAAUGAAUUCCGAAGUAAUCUCCAAAUCCAAUGCCACCCCAGACAGAAUAUUUAAAGUGAUAGUGAUUGGCGACUCAAAUGUGGGGAAAACGAGUUUAACUUACAGAUUUUGUGAGGGAAAAUUUUUGCCAUUUGCUGAAGCGACAAUAGGUGUAGACUUCAGAACGCGAAUUAUUGAUGUGGAUGGUGAAAAGAUUUUGUUGCAGUUAUGGGACACGGCAGGUCAAGAAAGACACAGAAUGUCCAUGGUGAGACAUUAUUACAGAAACACUCAUGCCAUCGUAUUUGUGUAUGAUGUUACUAACAGGAAUUCAUUCCUCAGCCUUAAGAAAUGGAUUGAGGAGAGCACACUGAAUUGUCUUGCAGAUGUGCCAUGCAUACUCAUUGGUAAUAAAUGUGAUGAAAACCAAGUUAUCUCCACACAAGAGGCGCAGAAAUUCGCUGACGAAAAUAAUAUGCCUCUUUUUGAAACAUCAGCAAGAUUAGAUGAUGAACGCAACAACGUUGAUGCAAUUUUUCUGACGCUGGCACACAAACUUAAAAACCACAAAAAGUUUAUUCAAGAUAACCCCCAAAAGACCACAAUCAAAGCUACGCAUGUUGAUGAUUGCACUAAAAGUGGUUGGUAUUGUUGUUAAUUUAAGCAUUAAUUGUAUUAAUUUUUUAUUUAUAUAUGUAUAUUUAAAUAAAUUAUUUUAUUUAA